UGCAGAGCUGCAGUAAGACUCAGAGUCCCAGAAAGCAUUGCGGUGACUCACAAAGGAAAGGUGUUUGCUGUUCAGAUUUAUAGAAACCCGCAUGGAAUCAUCAAGAACAUAUUAACGUUGAUACAGCUCCAAAGCAAUGCCUUGAUGAGAAUAACUGUUGCAGUUUUAGGAGAGAGAGAGGAAAAGGACAGAAAAUGUCUGCUUCAUGUCAUAUAAAAGAUCUUUCAUGGAGUAAAUCAGAGGGAUCUCUGGUUGACCUAGAUGAUGGAAAAUCUGCAAGAAAUGACUGGAAAGGUAACAAGGAAUAUAAAAUGGAUGAGAAGUCCCUCUGGUCUGCAGAAUUUAAGCAAGUGGUCCCUGGUAUGUUUAAGACAAACCCAUUUUGGAAUGAACUGUCAGCAUCCAACCCAUUUUUAGACGAUGUUGCUCAGUUAAGCAGCAAAGAGAAAAGUAACAAGCGUGUAUCUAUCUUAAAAGAAGAUCCCUAUUUAUUUUUUAGAGAUUCAAAUGACAGGGACUCUGCUGCUUCAUCUGGAGAUGAAUUAAAUAUUGAUUAUCUUUUUCUUCAUAAAGCAUCAAGGAUAUCUUCAAAAUCUAGGAGUGCUUCAGAUCUUUUGGAUAUUGUAUGUACCAAGACAUUUGAGCCUUUUGAGCCGCCUAGUACAAGGCCAGUCAACCAUAUUCUACCUCCAGAGAUUGAAUCAAUUCAGAAUGAUCGUGAAGCCUAUAAGACAGCAUGGUUAAAUCAAAGGCAGCUAGCCCGAUCUUUCUUGGAUUUGAAUGCGAUAAAUCAGAGUCCAGGAUGGGCACAAACGCAGUCCAUAGAGACACAUAUAGUGUGCAAAGUGAACCAUGAAGGUGGCUCAGUACAGCUUCCAGAUUCAGACAUUGCUGUUCAUUUCCCUGAAGGACAUGUGCCUUUUGGAGAAUUCCAAGAGGUUGGGUUACAGGCUAUCCUUGACUCUCCAUCAUCACUGAACCAUGAGUUUUCAACCACUGUGAGUCCCUUGAUUAAACUUACAUUAAGUAACCUCAAUACCACAGAAGCCAUUUUACUAGAAAUGAAAAUUGCUGCUGAAGUCAAGAAGGACCCUUUUAGCCAGGUAAUGACUGAAAUCACAUGCCUGUGUGGUUCAAAUAAGGAAGGGCCCUUUCAAAAAGUUCACAGCUGUUACCUCUAUAAAGAUACUAUCCAGGUAAAGCUGACCGACUUAAGUCACCUCAUGUACAUUGUGAUUGUAGCGCAAACAAAUACAGUUAAUUCUCCUGCAAGUGCUUGGGAAUAUAUUCACAGAAAACUUUCAGUUGGAAUUUAUGGGCCCAAACACAUCCACCCUUCAUUCACUGUUGUUUUUGCCCUGUUUGGCCACACGUAUGUUCCAGAGAAGCUUACAGUGUGUGACAUUAAAAAGGGUGGAAAGAGUAUGCCCCCAGUUGUUUUCCAGCUAUGGGGGAAACACACGUUUGUACUUGAGAAGCCACAAGACUUAAAUAUUUUUGUGACCUCCUGCGACCCAGAUUUUGAAGUGAAGGAAGAAGAUCAAGGGAAAGAAAUUAAGGAGGGAAUGUUGAAAGGAGGUGGCCCAGUGAUUCACCAGCACUUCCAAUUUUCAGUCAUCAGUACAAGAAAGAUACAUGUCUUUGUUUUCCGUGUUCAGGUCAAAGUCCCAAACAACAACUUGGUCUGCCAGUUCUAUAUUACAACUCCUCAACCAGCCCCAAAGCCAUUAACUGGCAUAUUCAGUCAGCCAAACCAAUUAGAAAAACACAAGGAGAGAAAAUUGGCACCAUUGUUGUCAGUGCCAGCCAGAAAAUAUCCUACAUUUCAAGAGAGGGAUUUACAUGUUACCAACUAUGGGGUGGCUUUGAAAACAGUGUUACGUCAAAGUAAAAUUGAUUAUUUGCUUGAAUACUUUAAAGGUGAUACGAUAGCACUUCUUGGUGAAGACAAGAUCAAAGCCAUUGGGCAGACUAAAGUAAAAGAGUGGUACGUAGGAGUACUCAGAAGAAAAGUCGGCCUUGUACACUGCAAAAAUAUCAAAAUCAUAACUAAAGACCAAGUAAUGGAUACUGAGGACAAUACAAUCUCAACCAAUGGCCUUGUGGAACAAAUUGCAUUACCUUUUAAAAAACUGACUUAUAUCUAUUCAGCAAUCUUGUCCACAGUGUCAGAGGGAAUUUACGACUGGAAAGCUUUGGCUGAUGCCCUUCAGCUUUCAAAUGUGUCACUGGAUGGUCUGAGUGAGUUACAAGCUGAGGAGGAAUCAGAAAAAGUAGCAUAUAUUGUCAAGAAACUCAAGGAAGUUUGCCACGCUAACAAGAAUGCAAGACGUUUCCUGUAUGUGCUUUCUGUUGCACUUCUCAAGAUGGAUUGCCAAGGAUUACUAGCCCGCAUUACUCAAGAUGCUGUCAUUUUCACAUCAGCUGUAAAGCUUGGGAAAGGCUGGAGAGAAGUGGCAGAAAAAUUAGCCCGACUCACAAAGCAACAGAUCGAAGCUUAUGAAUCCCCACACUGGGGAAGAAAUGGUGAUGUACCUCCAGAGAUGAUGUGGAAACCAGCAUAUGAUUUUCUGUACACCUGGGGAGCUCACUAUGGAGACAGCUACAGAGAUAUGUUGCAAGAUCUACAAUCUGCAUUGGACAAAAUGAAAAACCCUGUGACCAAACAAUGGCGAGAACUGACCGGUGCUCUGAUUUUAGUCAACUGCAUGGAGGUUCUCCGGGCAAAUGCUUUCUCCAAGGUGGAUAAAGAAUAAAAGUUGUUUUCUAAUAUAGAAAGCUGCCUUACAAGUCGUAUGCUGGAAGGCCAAAGAAAUUAAGGACUUGGUGUUCCUUUGAAAAGUAUGUGUGCUACAGACUGCUUUCAUAAGCUUAAUUUUUUUUAUUAAAAAAGUCAUUUAUUUUUUGAGCACCGCUGGUUUUACCUUGCUUUUACUCCUGCCUCUGUACCUGGCACAGCACGUUUCUAUUGCUGUCUUUACUGAAGCACCCUUGUGACAGACUAUAGAAUAAUGUUUUGGAAGUGGAGCUCUCAUGAAAUAAGAGAUGACCAGCAAAAAAUACACUACGGCUCCAUAUAACUGGUAGUAUUGUUCUUGAGAAAGUCAAUUAAAUCAAGACAUUUAUCAUGGGUAUAUAUAGCUGCUGUAAGAAAACCAGGGAUGCCAUUUCACUGUGUAUUACGUAAUGAUGUGCUUGAGGAGGGUUAAAUGGGUAUUUGGAGCCCUGUGUCAAAUAACUUUGUUACUGGUCCAUGUUUCUUCCUGAAAUAUGGUACAGUCCUUGGCAACAAAGGGAAGCAGAGUCCACAAUGGCAGAAUCAUAAAUAAUCCUCCCCAAUGUCUGUGGACAUUGUUACUUUCAUGUGUUUACUCUCUGGCUGUGGAACAACCAGCUCCUUCUGUAUAUAUAGCCACGUAUGGUUAUAUUUUUCCUUCCUGGUCACAUUGUGGCAUCUUCUCCCUCACUCCCAGCAUAGGGUUAUGGGCUCAUCUAUUAUUCCCAGUUUACUGGAGUUCCAUCUCCAUUUACUUUUGCCAGCUUUGCUCUCUGUAGAGCUAGAACACAGAUCUAGAAUUGCUUUUCUGAGACUCUGGCAGCAUACUCUUUGGCCCAGUUUUAUUCUUCAUGCUUGUGCUGAUCCAAGUGGUAAGCAGACUACAUGGCGAGAGGUGCAGAAUUGUUUCUCUGGAACUGUGAGGAAAGCUGCCAAGUGAGAUGGGAACUGCCGUACAACAGCUUAUACAAUUAUAGCUUCUGAAGGCUAAAUGCUUGCAAUUUGGCCAAAGCAGAUUUUUUAUUUCCAUUUGAUUCCCUUUCAGUAGCAACCAAAAACACAUUGUUUGCUGCAAGGGCUGGCAUUUUGAUACCACCAGAUACUUCCAAAGGUAUAUAUUAUUCUUACACCGCUGUAAGUGCAGAAACGUCCUGUGUAGUUGCCAUUUACACAGUUCUUUUUUUACUUGCUCUGUGUUGUGCUAUACAUGUUGGAGUAAUCAAACACAGACAGAUUUUAAGGGAGUCAAUAGAAGUUUUUGGAUCACUGGUUAUUAGAUUUGCCACUACAUUUUCUGUGGUUCAUGUUUCAGGAGACAAGGCAGGUCAGCCUUUCCCAACCCUAGUGGAGGCUAGAUAUGUUUGUCUACAUAUUCAGCCAUCCUUAGUCAACACUGUCAAUUGCCAUGGAGAUUGGAAGAUUAUGGGAGACUGUGAUAGAGCAUUGAGGUUUUCCCACAAGUACUUCUUGACUCAGAGCUCAAUCACAUGUGACAAAAUAAUCGUUUUAUUUUCACCCCUCUUUGGAAUCAAUGCAUUUUAAAAUGUAUUCAUCUCGUGUCUAUAUGUCGAUAGGUACGUUCAUGUUGUUGUGAAAAGAAUCAUUUCAUUCCCAGCUAUUUGAACCAUUUUGGCAGACUACAUUGGGCAGGUAUUUUUAAUAGAUUCUUUUAUUAUGGUGAUGCUGGGGCGAUGCUGGCCAUACCCACCCUUUAAUUUAAAAAAACCUUAUUGAUAUAUUGAUGAAUACCAACACCUCUUUCUUUUCCCCACUCAAAUAAUCUCAAGCAGGGAAUGGCCCUUUCUUGACUCAUGCCCUCUUUCCUACUUGCAAGGGAAGAGGGUCAUGCUUUCUCCUUUUGAGCAAUGUAUUCCUGUGUUGUUGUUGUUGUUGUUGUUGUUGUUGUGGCUGCUGUUGCUACAACAAACAAUUUUCAGACACACCUGUAAUUUUUUUUAAAAAGGGCACAAGUGCAGCAGCCAUGAAGUGGCGACAAUGCCCCAAAACCUAACCCUUUCAAAAAGGAAAUAAAUCAACAGCUGUGUCCUCAUAUGCAGAAUUGAAAUGAAUUCCAUCAAUACGUGAUCAGUACAUUUCAAAACAACUUUGCCAGUGAGGAGGAAAUAAACUGGUUGGUGAAACAAAUGAAUCAAUGUUAGCUGUGCGUGGUGUGAAUGGAAAAAAUUGAAAUUAUCUAAAUAAUGGCACAAUUGGUAUAAUUGGGGUUCUUUUGGCACGUGUGAUCGAGCCCACAAUUUAUUUAAGGUAAACCACCCAGAGUGGCCUUGGCAGCCAAAUGGGUGGUAUAAAAAUCAAAUAAAUAACUAAUUAAAAUAAACUGGUUUAAGUCUACCUGAUUUGCUUACACAAAUUAGUAUUUGUCUAAAGUUGUUAUGUGCCAUCAACUCACAGCCAAUCUACAGCUAUCAUAAGGUGUGUGAGAUAUUUAAGGAGUGGUUCUACCAUUCCGAACCACCCACCCAUGAGUCUCCAUGGCCAAGGAGGAUUCAGAGUCAGGUCUCCUGAGUCGUAGUUUGUCAUUCUACCCACUACACAACACUACCUCCCAUUUUUGUGUUAACUGAACAAAUGUAUACUGCCGUAUAUGCACCAGGAAAUAAAAUUUACUCACUGAUGUUUCUGGCCAGUUAAAUAUCAGAUUGUCAAAUGCUGAUCUGUUUUGGAUUUAAUAAUCAAAGGUAGAAUUUAGCAAAGGUAAAUCAUUGCAAAGGAUUGGUGCAAAGACAGAAUAAUCACAAAAGUGCGUCAAUAGGGUCACUUUCUGUUGGGUUCCUUAUUCUUAUUCAACAAGUUUAAUGCCAUUAGGGAAUGACCUGAAUUGCCUGUUUUUUUAUUGACUUCUCUAAAGAGAGAGUCUGGAGAGAAAUAAAUAGACUCUAAAUUCAACUGCUUUGUGCUUUGACAGUCU
Molecule: messenger RNA, 5705 nt
Organism: Pogona vitticeps (central bearded dragon)
Lineage: Eukaryota; Metazoa; Chordata; Lepidosauria; Squamata; Agamidae
Gene: MACC1
Product: MET transcriptional regulator MACC1
Cellular component (GO): cytoplasm
Molecular function (GO): protein binding
Source: RefSeq, a predicted model, not a curated record